ACAAAACACAAUGGGGGUCUCCGGGCAAAGACUGUUUUUACGCCUGCUCUCCCUAUACCCCACCCUGGUCUCCUGUGCCAGGUAGCCGCUUGUCUCACCUGUACCGUCCGCCCAGUGGAUGAUCACCUGAGCUGUGAGGAUCGUGGCAGACGCUCUGGCCGACACCACCACAGUCUCGCCGACUCCUUGAAGUGGUGCAACUCUCGUCUGCUCGCUCGUCGUGCGCCCUUGAGACACCUACGGCCCUCCGACCGUCGUCAUGGCUGAUGAAGAAAUUGUAGAGUCUGCUCUUACAGAGACAGAGGACAGGCCGCCCUCAGCGGCGAAGUAUCUUGAACCUGGUGAACCUGGUGAACCCGGUGAACCCGGUGAACCCGAAGUUGAGGCAGAACAACAAGUAGAACAGUCAAAGGAAGAACCAGAUUCAGAUUCAGACAAGAAGAAAUCAGGGUCUGAAGAUGAAGGGUCUGAUUCAAAAUCAGAGAAGAAAAAGAAGAAGAAGAUAAAAAAGUCAAAAUUCCGAGGAAAAGUCAAAAGAAGGAUCCGAUUCGGAAUCAGAGAAAAAGGAAAAGAAAUCAGGGUCUGAAGAAGAAGAAGGGUCUGAUUCAAAAUCAGAGAAGAAAAAGAAGAAGAAGAAAUUAAAAGAAAAGACAAAAUCUGAGGAAAAAUCAAAAGAAGGAUCCG
Messenger RNA from Pomacea canaliculata, 684 nucleotides. RefSeq names its product matrix-remodeling-associated protein 7-like. Lineage: Eukaryota; Metazoa; Mollusca; Gastropoda; Architaenioglossa; Ampullariidae. The transcript has 3 exons. The record is from RefSeq and is a predicted model, not a curated record. Bases 260 to 586 code for a protein of 108 amino acids.